GUCCAGCGUCCGUCUCUGGGCGCGUUGCACCGGCGCGUCUGGGCACAGGCUUUUUGUCCACGUCGUCGACAAACCACCGCCUUGCGACUUGCCGUGGCCCGUUUGGCUCUCUCACGCUCUACUCCGUAUGGGUACCAGAAAGAGAGGCAGCACAUUUUGCUCUAUUCCCCAUCCGUCGCACCUUGGAAACAAUCCUAUUAUUCCAUCCCCAUUGCUUCAAGUCGCCUGGUCGAACCCGCUGAAACGCAACAAAAACGACGAUCGCCUUUGGUACCAGCCUUCUUCGAGGCACCGAGACGCUACGAACUAGUAGCACUACUUCUCAGCAUGCCUUGCAAUGCCGCUGAGCCGCUUGGCCGUCACGCCGCCUCCCAGUGCCAGUCUCACUCAGCAAUUCGUACCUGA
Molecule: messenger RNA, 405 nt
Organism: Colletotrichum costaricense
Lineage: Eukaryota; Fungi; Ascomycota; Sordariomycetes; Glomerellales; Glomerellaceae
Exons: 1
Source: RefSeq, a predicted model, not a curated record